AUGGCCGACUCUGAAUACAACGCCGAGGAGGCUGCCGCCCUCAAGGCCAAGAGAUCCUUCAAGAAGUUCACCUACCGUGGUAUCGACCUUGACCAGCUCCUCGACCUCUCCUCCGAGCAGCUCCGCGAUGUCGUCCACGCCCGUGCCCGCAGACGCUUCAACCGUGGUCUCAAGCGCAAGCCCAUGGGUCUGAUCAAGAAGCUCCGCAAGGCAAAGCAGGAGGCCAAGCCCAACGAGAAGCCCGACCUCGUCAAGACCCACCUCCGUGACAUGAUCAUCGUCCCCGAGAUGAUCGGUUCCGUCGUCGGUGUCUACUCCGGUAAGGAGUUCAACCAGGUCGAAGUCAAGGCCGAGAUGGUCGGUCACUACCUUGGUGAAUUCUCCAUCUCAUACAAGCCCGUCAAGCACGGUCGCCCCGGUAUUGGUGCUACCCACUCUUCCCGUUUCAUUCCCCUCAAGUAA
This is a messenger RNA of Aureobasidium namibiae CBS 147.97, 462 nucleotides long. Its product is annotated as putative 40S ribosomal protein S15. The record is from RefSeq and is a predicted model, not a curated record. Bases 1 to 462 code for a protein of 153 amino acids. The transcript has 4 exons. NCBI's taxonomy places the organism in Eukaryota, Fungi, Ascomycota, Dothideomycetes, Dothideales, Saccotheciaceae. Gene Ontology annotation, cellular component: cytosolic small ribosomal subunit; ribosome. Gene Ontology annotation, biological process: ribosomal small subunit assembly; translation. Gene Ontology annotation, molecular function: structural constituent of ribosome; RNA binding.